UUGAGUAUUAUGUAGUCAAAGAACAGCAUUAUGAGCUGUAACCUGGGACUUCCUGGUUCUCUUACUUUUAUAAACAGCAAGGCAGGGCAGGGGACAGCGAGCAGUCUGAAGGCCAGUUGGGUCUGCCUACAGAAAGGAUGAAGCCUUGCACUACUGUCUUCUUCUUCAUUCUUGCAGCUGCUCUUGGAUUCCAGGCUGGGAUUGUAUGUGCAUCGGAUACAGAAGAAGCCCUGAAGGCAAAGCAAGGACUUGAUGAACCUCUAGUGCUUCCCCUGGGCUUUGCAGAGCCUUUGGACUGCUGCUUCUCCUAUACCUCAUGGAUCAAGUGUUCAAAUAUUGUAUAUUAUUUCUACACCAGUGGUACUUGUAUCAAGCCAGGCAUCAUCUUUGUCACCAAGAAGAGGAACCAGAUCUGUGCCAACCCCAGUGAUCUGAAGGUUCAGAAGUGCAUAAAAAGCCUAAAGCAAAGCUCGUGAUCACAGAUCUGCAAAUCAUAACUUGCUUGAGAAGGAAGCAACACAGCUAACUUUGAAACAGAGGGGGAACUUGUCUGUGCCAAGCCAACCCCAGUGAUCUGAAAACUGAGAAGUGUGUGAAAGGCCUGAAGUUGACCUCAGUGACUACAAAUAACGUCUGGAGGGAUGACUCAGCAGUUAAGAACACUGGCUGCUCUUCCGGGGGACCGGGGUUCAAUUCCCAUUCACAUUGCAGUGCAAACUAUCUGCAGUUCUAAUUUCAGGGGAUCUGAUGCCUUAUUUGCCCCUUAAUUAAUAGUAUUUUUAUGAAUUCAGCUUCAUGUGACUAGUGCCAUCUUGAUCUGGAACCAUCAUGAUUGCCUCAGAAUAACUCUUGGGUUUUCCUGCAUGGAUGAACCUUGAGAGUGGUCUGUGGGUUUGGGAAUGUGUCUGGUUCUGAUGUCAGCUUAAGGCAAGCCAGGUACAUUCAACAAGAAUGAAAUCAAUUCUGUCUGAGCCCAUACACAACCCUGUCUUUGUGGGGACCCAGUUGAUCUUCCCACUGGCCCUAGAUCAGGAAGCCCCCUAAUAAAGAUCAUCCAUGCAACCACA
Mesocricetus auratus (golden hamster) is the source of this 1067-nucleotide messenger RNA. RefSeq names its product C-C motif chemokine 6. The transcript is spliced from 5 exons. Gene Ontology annotation, molecular function: chemokine activity; CCR chemokine receptor binding. Gene Ontology annotation, biological process: inflammatory response; chemokine-mediated signaling pathway; positive regulation of GTPase activity. Bases 138 to 476 code for a protein of 112 amino acids. NCBI's taxonomy places the organism in Eukaryota, Metazoa, Chordata, Mammalia, Rodentia, Cricetidae. Gene Ontology annotation, cellular component: extracellular region. The record is from RefSeq and is a predicted model, not a curated record.